Lottia gigantea (owl limpet) is the source of this 537-nucleotide messenger RNA. RefSeq lists its product as hypothetical. The record is from RefSeq and is a predicted model, not a curated record. Bases 1 to 537 code for a protein of 178 amino acids. Lineage: Eukaryota; Metazoa; Mollusca; Gastropoda; Lottiidae. The transcript has 5 exons.
AUGGACAUAGUGCAAUUAUAUUUCGACCCGAGAUUUUCUGAUGACUUUGUCUUAAAUGAUUUUGUCAUGAUAACCAAUGUAACGCCAUCAGGUGAAAACAUACAUCGAAUGCACGAUAGGUUAUCAAGGAUAAAUGAAACACAGGUUACUGACAGUGGUACACGAAAAUUUUUGAAACUAUCGCCUACCAAAAACCCUACAGACAGUGAUGUCUCUAUUGAUAACUGUGAAGAAGAAGAAGAUUUUGAAAUACUGAUUCAAGCCGUCUCUUGGUCCAGACAACAGACAUGGCUAAUAACUGGAGAUAGUGAGGAGUUGGAGAUUGACACCGAUACUUUAAUGAAUUUGUUUAGUGUGCCAUAUAAAAGUAGAAAUGUUAUCAAUAAAACUUUAAAAGGCACCAAGCGAGCGAAUCAAAUUAUUGCCGUAAGACUGGAAAAGACAAUUGGAAUUAAAUACAAUUCAUGUCAAUAUUUGUACACUUAUAAACUACUAGAUAUUAAGUGUAAAUUAUCACAGAAUAAAAGUGAAUCGUGA